UCUAUCCAGCAGCUGCAGUUCCUAUUUGGUCCAAGAUAGCUGCCACAUCAUGAUAAAUGACCAAAGAGGGCAAGUCCAACACAUGACAGGUAUCACUCAUACCUCUCCCUGUUCUGACUGGCGAUUUUAUGAUCCGAGAGUAAGUCAUGGGCAAAAGCUGUAAGGUGGUUGUGUGUGGCCAGGCUGCAGUUGGUAAAACAGCUGUAUUGGAACAACUACUGUACGCCAAUCAUGUUGCAGGUUCAGAGCCCAUGGAGACCCUGGAGGAUAUAUACAUCGGCUCCAUAGAAACUGACCGUGGCACACGAGAGCAGGUGCGCUUCUAUGACACCCGCGGACUCCGGGAUGGGAUGGAGUUUCCUCGACAUUACUACACUUUUGCUGAUGGCUUUGUACUGGUCUACAGCAUUGACAAUAAAGAGUCCUUUAAGCGGAUGGAGGCCCUCAAGAAGGACAUUGACCGUCACAGAGACAAGAAAGAGGUGACCAUUGUCGUUCUGGGUAACAAGCUGGAUAAGCAGGAUGAGAGGAGAGUUGACUCUAACAUGGCCCAGAACUGGGCAAAAAAUGAGAAGGUGCGUCUGUGGGAGGUGUCGGUGGUGGACCGGCGCACACUGAUCGAACCCUUUGUCUACCUGGCCAGCAAAAUGACCCAGCCACAGAGCAAGUCCACUUUCCCUCUCAGUCGCAAUAAGAAUAAGGGCAGUGGUUCUACAGACAGCUAAAUGACCAGACACUGUUGUCAUGUUCAAGAGGGAAGCAAAGGGAGAAGAGGUGUAUUAAAGGGAACUUAGUUUCACUUAAAAACUAUUUAAAUAUUAUGAAGGAUUGAGGUAGUAAGAGUUGGUUUGGAGAGUGUGGAGAAAUGGCAGGAUGAUUGUAUGGAUAUUUAAAUACAGCUAGUACUGUUGAUAUUAGUAUAGCAUCCAUAUUUGAUGUUUUGGUGAAAUACUUCAAUUAUACCUGAGUGAAAAUCUUUUAUCAGAAAUUGAAGAAUGCAAAGUGUUUUUGUUUGUCAUUCCCAUUGUAUUAGUUUGGAUUCAAACUAUUCAUCCACAUUCUUUGCAAUUACUGCUGUUAACACUAGCAGUCAUGUUCCGACCUACAUAAUGUAGUUCUUAAACUACUGACAAUCAACAUUUUGAUCUCAGUUUAUACUUAAACAGUCCAGCAUUUCAAGAUAUUAGAGACUCAUGGUGCUCACUGUAUAGAUAAAUUAGACAUGUUCACACAUACACUGGCUACUAUUUUAUUUACAUGUACACUAUAUAUAUAUAUUCACAGAUUGAAUCAGAAAUGGCAGCAGUUACUCAUGUUACCUAAUUAUUGCAUCACACAAAUGCUGAAUUUCACAUUCUUUUAAAAUAUUUGAUAGGUGAAGGUAUUUUAUUGAUACAUUAUUGAUGAUGUACAGUAACUACGCUGAUCUGGAGAUUUGUUACACUAUAUAUGUUCUUUGCUGAGAUUCACUGUUGGGUGUUGUUCAGUGAAUGAUUGACAUUCCUUACCACGUAUUGCCUUCUGUACAGGCUUUAGAAAUGUAAAUAUGAGAAAAAGAAAAUGUUCAGAUGAAAGGCGGUUUCUGCAGGCUCAGGGGCUACUUUUUUUCUGGUUUUGACACAUAAAAGACAUAGAGCACUCUAUAUGGUAAAAUGUCUUGGCAUAAACAUGACUCUUAAUCAUUUAGAAGUGGAAGCUGGUAUAUUUUAUACUAAGCUGUAGGAUACAACCCCAAAGUAUUCAUUAGCCGACCAUUAAACAGUUUUUUUCAGGGUGCAACAUGCAUACAAAUAUGAGCAGCUUUUAAUGUUUCUUUAUUUGAAAUUGGGAAAGUUGUUGAUAUAGUCUUUAUUAAUUUGUCUGUGCCUCAGGCUAUCAACACUGUGUAUCAUAUUGCAACUUUUUUGUAAAUGUCAAGCUUUUAUGAUAUUAAUAUCCAUAAAAUGUGUUCACUUGAUACGUUUUUAACAAAUUAAACAUUGUUAUCUCUGCCUAACCAGAAUUUGUUGUGGUGCUAAAAUGAAUGACAUAAUUAGAUACAGCACAACUUUUAUUUCAUCCUGGUAAUUAUUGAGCAUUUUAAAAUGUUCAGGCAUUACGAAAGAACAUCUGUCAGUUGUGACCUGACAAGGAGGGAUUUGGUGAAUUGUCUCUGUGACUUGUAACCUCCUGAAAUGUGAAGGGCAAGAAACGUUUGGAGUUUAAUGACAAAAGAACUCUAAAGUAAUAAACCCAACCCCAGUCACUGAUUGUGAGUUCAUUUACGUUGUAGUAUGGCCAGUAGAUAUCUGAUCAGAGCAUGAGGAUAUCCACAUUGUUUAUACAGUCCGUAGAGUCUCUCGGCUUUGUUUUAAAGGGAAAUAUCCAUGUGUAUACGAUUCAGUAACAUUGGGAUCUCUGCACUAGGCUGUAACUAAUCUGCAGUUACAACAAUCUCUAAAGAAAUGGUAUGAACAUCUGUAACAGAGUAAUUGGAGCUCCACACCAGACAACUGCUAUUAAAACAGCUAUUUUUAAUACAAUUAUUACAAAUACUGAUGCAAUUAAUGUUUUGUAAUAUCUACUAUGAGCUGCAAAUACUGAUAGUAAUGACAAUUUAUUGAUAUUAGCACUGUGAUGAUACUGUACUAGAACUUUCUUUGGUUUUAGUGUUAUGAGAAUCACAAGUGUUCACUGCCCUGCAGUGGUCACAGUGAGGAACUGCAGCAACAGGGUCUUUUGAGCAAGUAUAUAUAAAUAAAGAUGGACAAAACAUUAA
Messenger RNA from Perca fluviatilis (European perch), 2758 nucleotides. It is a transcript of the gene nkiras2, whose product is annotated as NFKB inhibitor interacting Ras-like 2. Gene Ontology annotation, molecular function: GTPase activity; GTP binding. Gene Ontology annotation, biological process: canonical NF-kappaB signal transduction. The transcript has 4 exons. The record is from RefSeq and is a predicted model, not a curated record. Lineage: Eukaryota; Metazoa; Chordata; Actinopteri; Perciformes; Percidae. Bases 147 to 725 code for a protein of 192 amino acids.